This is a messenger RNA of Eucalyptus grandis, 1598 nucleotides long. RefSeq names its product mitochondrial uncoupling protein 5. Gene Ontology annotation, biological process: thiosulfate transport; succinate transmembrane transport; phosphate ion transmembrane transport. Gene Ontology annotation, molecular function: sulfate transmembrane transporter activity; thiosulfate transmembrane transporter activity; succinate transmembrane transporter activity. The record is from RefSeq and is a predicted model, not a curated record. NCBI's taxonomy places the organism in Eukaryota, Viridiplantae, Streptophyta, Magnoliopsida, Myrtales, Myrtaceae.
CGGUUUUUGCCUUUUGCCUUUUGCCUAUUUCCCACCACCUUCUUCUCCCCCCUAUAAAUUCCCUCUCCGCCUGAACCAAUCUCUCCACCGACGCCGCCCGCAGCAAACCGUCCUCUUUCCUUUCUUCCCCUUUUUCGCAUCGAUCGUCCGCCGGCAUAUGUCUCAGAGACCCGCCGUCCCUCACUCCUCCUCCGUCGCCUUCGGCCUCCACUCCCAUCUCCUCGUCUCCAGCGACAUGAACCCCAACUCCAACUGGUAAGGAACAGGAGGCGGCGAGAGAGGAGAAGAAGAUAUUCUUCCGAUUCCGGCAUUGAUUCCGGCGAGGAGAUAUUAGCUUGAGAUCAGGUCGUGUUGAUCGUCUGUUCCGGCCGAGUUCGGAGAUGGGUGUCAAGGGAUUCGUGGAAGGAGGCAUAGCCUCGAUCGUGGCCGGCUGCUCGACCCACCCGCUCGACCUUCUCAAGGUCCGCAUGCAGCUUCAGGGCGAGGGGCACCCUCCCAACCCCUCCGUCCAGAACCUGCGCCCCGCCCUCGCUUUCCAAUCGCCGGCGGCGGCGGCGGCUCCCUUGCCGCGGCCCCUGCCUCCGCCGCGAGUCGGCCUGGUCACGGUGGGCGUGCGGCUCGUCCGGCAGGAAGGCGUGGCCGCGCUGUACUCCGGCGUGUCGGCCACCGUCCUCCGCCAGACCCUCUACUCCACCACCCGGAUGGGCCUCUACGACGUGCUGAAGCAGAAGUGGACCGACCCGGCCACCGGGAACAUGCCGCUGACCCGGAAGAUCGUGGCCGGGCUCAUCGCCGGCGGCAUCGGCGCGGCCGUCGGGAACCCGGCGGACGUGGCCAUGGUGCGGAUGCAGGCGGACGGGCGGCUCCCGCCGGAGCAGCGCCGGAACUACCGGAGCGUGGUGGACGCCAUCCGGCGGAUGGCGCCAGAGGGGGUGGCGAGCCUGUGGCGGGGGUCGUCGCUGACGGUGAACCGGGCGAUGCUGGUGACGGCGUCGCAGCUGGCGUCCUACGACCAGAUCAAGGAGACCAUCCUGGCCAAGGGGCUGAUGAAAGACGGGCUGGGGACGCACGUGACGGCGAGCUUCGCGGCCGGGUUCGUGGCGGCGGUGGCGUCGAACCCGGUGGACGUGAUCAAGACGCGGGUGAUGAACAUGAAGGUGGAGGAGGGGCGGGAGCCGCCGUACCGGGGGGCCGUCGACUGCGCGCUGAAGACGGUGAGGGCGGAAGGGCCGAUGGCGCUGUACAAGGGGUUCAUCCCGACGAUAUCGCGGCAGGGGCCGUUCACGGUGGUGCUCUUCGUCACGCUCGAGCAGGUCCGGAAGCUGCUCAAGGAUUUCUAGCUGCGUCGACGGCGGCGGCGGCGACGGGAUGAUGAUGAUGAUGGCGAUAAUUCUAGGAUUUCUCUAAUUAGGGAAUUACAUAAAAUUAAAAUAGAAACCAUAUAAUAUGUGGUGGAUUCUAUAAAUAAAAAAUUUAUGAUUUAGAUUACGUGCCUUGCAUCUAGGGUUUCCUGUGUGCUGUCAUGUAUGAUGAAUCCGUGUGGCUCCCGGAAUACGGGAAGGAAGAUGCCGUAAUCAAAGCGCCACCUUGCACCCGCU